AUGGCUAAUAAGAUGCGUCUCUAUCAACAUUCAGCGCGAUGUCCAGUAGCACUUCGUGCAUUUCUAGAUUGCAAUCCAAUCUAUUGGCGUUUUAUUCCUCUAUAUUGGAAAGAUGCACUAUCAGACAAUACGACUUAUUACCGAGGACAUACUGUGAGAGAUCCUAUAUUGGCAAAUGUAAUGGCCACAACUGCUAUACAUAGUCAUCACUUGGCUCAAUAUCUCGAUCGUGUACCUUUACCACCAGCUGCCUAUGUCUUUUCAUAUCGACAACUACAAAAACAACGUAUAUUUUUCGAGCGUUUUGUCAAUUCCUCUAUUCACGAAUUACCCUAUGCUGUAUUGGAUUUAUAUAAAAUGGCGAUUAUCGCGAUUCUACCUGAUGAUCAUUCUAUUCUAUUACGUUAUAUUAUCGAAACGUUGUUCAUUAUACAUGGUGAAACUAAAUUAAAUAUGAUUUGUCCAAUUGGUAGCGAUGUUGAGCGACGUUAUGGUCCUCCAUACAAUUCUGUUUGGUGUGCUAAUUUGAAUUAUUCAUCGAUAUGA
This is a messenger RNA of Rotaria sordida, 546 nucleotides long. Lineage: Eukaryota; Metazoa; Rotifera; Eurotatoria; Philodinida; Philodinidae. The record is from the annotation of a GenBank genome assembly.